AACAGCUAGAUUGACAAUACAAAGAUGUAUAAUUUUUGACAAUACUGAAUCAUUAGCUAAGGAUUAAUUAGUUAGUUCCUGUACGUACAUGUAUUUUUCCCUUAAGUUGUUAAGUGUUCACGUGAAAUAGUACAUAUACACACUGUUUCAUUGUGAAAUGAAAAACAAUACAAUUAUUGGUCAUCGACUCUUUUUUUGUCAGUGCACCUGCAUGCAAUCAUUACACGGUAUAUAAACAUAUGUAUGACUGUACUUUUAAUCAUUUGAUAAUUAAUUAACUCAUUCUUUACUAAUAUUCCAGAAUGUAAUGACUCUAGGAAGUAAAAACUAAUGGCCGUUUUCUUUUUUCUUUUGAGUUUGUUACUUGGAUCCUCAACCUAUGGUUACAGAUACAAUUACGGAUAUUCCGAUAACAUGUUAAGUACGCCCCACCCUUUUGUGGGAAAUCUACUUAUGCCAGCUGAUCUUCUUCUAACUACAUCCAUUCUUCCCGCCAAAACCGAAAUGAAGGGAAUCAACUAUAAUUCAGACGAUGUCAUGUCAUUUAUGACUUAUAUGUUCUACCCUAAAGACUUCACCAUGACUUCCCUCGCCACAGCUAUAAUUGAGCAUCGUCCAUCAAUGAAGAAAAUAUUCUUGGCCAGUAUGUCCAAAAGGAAGGAAAUCCCAGGAACAAAUUUAUCUGUGUUUGACGAUGAUAUGUAAAGGUUUAAGAUAUACAUUUAGAAGAAGGAAA
Saccostrea cuccullata (small rock oyster) is the source of this 736-nucleotide messenger RNA. RefSeq lists its product as uncharacterized. The record is from RefSeq and is a predicted model, not a curated record. The transcript is spliced from 3 exons. Bases 331 to 705 code for a protein of 124 amino acids. Lineage: Eukaryota; Metazoa; Mollusca; Bivalvia; Ostreida; Ostreidae.